Xyrauchen texanus (razorback sucker) is the source of this 3763-nucleotide messenger RNA. Its product is annotated as OX-2 membrane glycoprotein-like. Gene Ontology annotation, molecular function: cell-cell adhesion mediator activity. The coding region runs from base 469 to 1329 and encodes 286 amino acids. The transcript is spliced from 5 exons. NCBI's taxonomy places the organism in Eukaryota, Metazoa, Chordata, Actinopteri, Cypriniformes, Catostomidae. The record is from RefSeq and is a predicted model, not a curated record.
UCGCUUUUCGGUUUUGCACUUUGCAGACGGUCCCUGCGGACUUGUCACUCAUCGGCUGCGCUUAGAGAUCAAUGUAAUUUGUCCAGCUCCGACGGAGGCUUGUUUUGAUGUAAACGAGGUUGUAGCUCGUUGUCUAUAUUACUGCGGUUUGAAGUAGGUGUUGUUUGUGUUUUAAGAAUGUUUCGCGUAUGAGUUAUUGAUCCGGGAAGUACGAAUCUGUGAAUACAUGUCCAACUUUACCGAACUAUUUACUAGGGGAUAGUAUACUUUUGGAUAUAACGUUAAACACCUAAAAGGGAAAUCCAUCUUUUCUCUUACAGUAAUUUACAUUUGAGCCUUGAGCGAUACUUACGACCAGGAAUCAUGAGUCAUGAGAGGGAACUCAUUCUUUCACUUCCGAUUUGAGCCUACUGUAGGGCUAUAUAAGAUGCUGCGCGUCUGAUCGCAAACAUAUUCCAACGAUUCAUUAUGCUGUGUCUUUUAAUCAUUUCAAGCUUCAUAAUUGGAGCUUAUCCUUCAGAUAUUUUAGCACAAGGAGACACAACUGUCUUGUUCGGUCAGGAUGCCUCACUCUCUUGUACACUGCCAAACGCAUCUGGAGUUAAACAAGUGACCUGGCAGCGGGUGCGCGCUGAUGAACGCGCACAAACACUGGCCACAUUCAGUGAACGCUUCCAAAAGCAUGUGGAUGAACAAUUUGUUGGAAAAGUCAUCUUCACCGUGGCGUCAUUUAAUUCAACGUCCAUUGUGAUAAAAAACGUAACAUUUGAAGACGAGGCUUGCUUCAUUUGUUCCUUCAAACUGUAUCCAGUAGGACCCAAACGGGAAACGAUGUGCCUCACUGUUAAAGGAAUAUCAGAAAUAACAGCAACAGUUAAUCCUGCACCCUACUCUGAACCAGAUAUUACAGUCUCAUGUUCAGCCACUGGUAAACCUACUCCAAUCCUCAAGUGGAAAUCCACAGGGAAAGAGCUGAACCUCAAACUAUAUAGGUCACAUCAUUUCACAGCACUCAACAAUGACAGCUCAUCCACCACUACGAGUAACCUCACACUUCCAAUGUCAAAGUUCCAAGGGAAAUAUCUAGAAUGUGUGGCUGAAAGUGAAAGCGUGGAGGACAGCAUCCCAAUCCAUGUGCCAGGAGAUGAUAAAGCGAACAAUGUUACAUCAAGAAACUAUAUCAUUACGAUUUCGGUCAUUAUCCUGGUUAUUUUCAGUAUUGUCAUCAUUACAGUCAUCUGCCUUCACGCCAGGCUAAAUGGAGCCAUUUCUAGGAUGAAAUCUACAUGUGCAGCAUCAAAUCCUUCUCUAAAGCAGUUGGAAUGUUAACUUAUCAGCUACCUUAGAGUCAUAUUUGGCUUGUAACCCUUGAAUUGUGAAUGAGUAAUUUUGCUUUCUAUCUGGUGUGUUCUUUAAGGCAAUCAUGGUAUAUAUGUUUUAAUAUUUUCUGAUUUUUAAAAAAUUGUUUAGUAAAUUAUUUAUUUAUUUGAAUUCAUGUUUACAUUACAGUGUACAGUAUUCUACGGAAGCGUAUUGCAUUCACUUGAGAAAAAAAAAUCUACUCCGUUUUUCUGAAUUAACGAGUUAAUUAUCUCAGAAUUACGAGAUUAUUUUUCAUGGAAAAAGUUUUUGCUCUGUUUUUCUGAAUUAACGACUUAAAUAUCUCAGAAUUAUGAGAUAAUUUUUCAUUAAAAAAAAUAUUUUGUUCUGUUUUUCUGAAUUAAUGAGAUCCCUCAAAAUCCUGCCAGGAGCUCUAUUUUUGCUGGAUUGCAUGGAAGUAAACAUGUCCCGCCUUUCAAGUUUAAUCCGGUUUUAUUUUACUUUGGGUCUGAGACAUUGGGAGAUACUACGGAGCCCCCGAAGUGACCUGUGCAAAAAAAAAAAAAAAAUCUAAGAGACUUUCGCGUGCGCACGAGAAACUAUCGCGUGCGCACGUGAAACUAUCGCUUGCGCACGCGUUACAGUUUCCGGUGUGUGUAUAGCUCUUUUCCGAUUGCGUCAAUGCCAUCAUUCAUUUACUCAAAGAUACUGAGAGCAUGGAUGCGCAUGAAUUUAUAGAGAUAUAUUUUAAACUUGGCCUUCAAUACAAAGACAUUACUGUCUAUGACAUUUGUAAUACUGUCAUGGCUGAGACACGCUUUGAUCUUCCAAAGGACACUAAUCAAGCAAUAGACUUGUAGGCCUACUUGCAUUUAACACUAGAACUACCGGAAUUCUAUAACUACUAGAAUGGCCAUAGUGGUCAUUCUGACCGUUCAUACUAGACUGUACCAAAAUGUCAUGUCAUAUUUACAUUCGAAACUUCUAUUGAGGUUUUAGAAUGAAGCUUCUAAUGUCUGUCGUCAUAUUUUAUGGCGUCAUCACCCUAAAAAUGUAUUGAAUAAAAUAGAAUAAUAUGGAUUAAAUGGAGCGCCAAGCGAACGCAGAUAGUCCUACAUAAUACAAUAUUUUUUUGUAAUAUAUAAUAGUGCUAGACUAUACACAUACAUAUGCCUAUAUAUAUUAUAUAUUAGCUGCUAGACUGCCCCGGAAGGUGCAUGCCUCGCUUUGUGUACAGCAAGUUUUUUCACCACAGUGAAAAGGGUUUUGAAAGUCUCAACGCCAACAAACGAUUGAGGCGGAAUAUUUCGUUAGAUAAAAACAUGUUGUGAAUUUUGGAAAUUAUUACAUCUAUCCUUUUUCAAAACAUGUUGACUUUUGGACUUUACAACGCUCUGGAGUUAUUGGAAAUUGGAAACAAUCCUAUGCAGCCACCACUGGAAUCAAAAUCCAUGAAUAAAUGAAUCUGUUAUAUUAAUAAUAAACACCAGGACACGUAAUUCUGAGAUAAUUAAGUCGUUAAUUCAGAAAAACAGAGCAAAAACUUUUUUUCCAUGAAAAAUUAUCUCGUAAUUCUGAGAUAAUUAACUCGUUAAUUCAGAAAAACAAAGUAGAUUUUUUUCUCUCAAGUGAAUGCAAUACGCUUCCGUAAUGUAGCAUUUCUGUUCUCAAAAAAUAAAUUGUCUUUAAUACGUUUUUAUAACAUAUUAUUUAUAUCAUACCUUGAAAUUCUCAGGGCUCCUGCAUUUGCACUUUAAAACUAUUUUUUCAUAAAACUAUAUUUUUUGUUCAGAGUUUUUCUGAUUGUUUGAGUUGAAUUUGAAAGAGUAAUGCACUGUAUGAAGCACUAUAAAGCAGGUUAUUUUGUUUUAUGUUCAUGUAUAAUAAUAGUAAUUAAUUAAUAAUGUUUGUAAUAAUAAAAAAAUUAAGCAAUAUAUCACAAGCAAGGGUGCUUUUGUACAGAAUGAAAAUGAAAAUGCUAUUUAUCUUUUUGACUGUCUGUCUUGAUGUCUUCCCACAAACCUUGAUGUUACCGCAUAGUGGUAUCGUGUUUGAUCAAUGACGGUGAUCCAAAAUGAACAUUAUGACCCAACACCAAGAGAGGAGCCAAUCCCCAUUUUCAGGAAAAUUAAGUUGCAGUAUGUGGCUUAUAGACAGGAAAAGUGAAAGUUAUGUGGUUUAUAGAAAGGAAAAGGAAAUGUUAUGUGGUCACCUGACAAAAGUCUGUAGGAUGCUAUUAUUACUAAUAGCCGUUUCCUGCUGCAGGUUUCCUGGAAAUAUCAAGCUGGUCCAAAGACAUUUUAGUCAUGAUGAAUGAGGACAACUGUGCAUGUGGCUCCAAUGGCUAAAUGGUGGAUAACAAUGUUUUGUUAUACACAUAUACAGUAUGUUAUACACUGGAUAUCUAGUCUUUAACGUGUAUCUACGUGCACUGGGUGUAUUA